CCGAAUCGGCCGCGCAAAGUAGUACCAGUACCGACUCCCUUCGCGACCCGAAAUGGGGGUCACCAGAGGACUUCCAAAAGGCGAUCAAGGAGCUGGAGGCUAACUUUGCGGGGAAUUCAGAGGUGACGGUGGAGACGGACCCUGAGGUGCUACACGUCCACGGGUAUUCGGAAAACGACCAUCACCCGGCGCAUGCGCCGACUGUUGUGGUGACCCCCCACACUACGGAGGACGUCGUCAAGAUCGUGCACAUCGCGAAUAAGUACCGCAUGCCGAUCACGGCGUACUCUGGUGGGACGAGUCUGGAGGGGCAAUUCCGUUCGAGCCCCGUCGGUGGCAUAUGCAUCGACAUGGGCGGGAUGAAUAAGAUCCUCGAGAUCCAUGAGGAAGACUCGGACCUCGUAUGCCAGCCAGGCGCAGGGUGGAUGGACAUCAACGAUACACUCAAGGAGAAGGGCCUGCAGCUGUUCUUCCCGUUGGAUCCAGCACCGAGCGCCACGAUAGGUGGUAUGCUCUCUAAUGGGUGUUCUGGAACGAACGCUGUCCGGUACGGCACCGCCAAAGCGGAGUGGUUUCUCAACGCCACCGUCGUCCUCCCCUCCGGCGAAGUGAUCAAGACCCGUCGGCGCGCUCGCAAGUCCUCGGCAGGGUUUGACACCACGAAGCUCUUCAUCGGCGCCGAGGGCACGCUCGGGAUCGUCACCGAAGUUACGAUAAGGCUCGCCCCGCUCCUGCCCACGACGGUGGCGGUCGUGCACUUUCCCGACGUCCGUAAGGCGGCUGCUGCCGUGCGCGAGAUUCUCAAUCGGGGUGUUGGAAUAGAAUGUGUCGAACUAGUGGACAACGAAUUCAUGCGUGCCACCAACCUCGUGCACGCGCCGGCCCCGCCGCGGUACCCCGAGCUCGACUCCCUCUUCUUCAAGCUCCAGGGCCCCACGCCCGCCUCGCUCGCCGAGACUGCGCGCAUCGUCAAGGAGGUCGUGAGUAAACCCGAGUAUGGCGGGAGCGGGUGGAAGCUGGCGAAGAACGACGAGGAGGCGGCGGAUAUUUGGAUGGACAGGAAGAACGCGCAUUAUGCGGGGCUGGCGCUGUUGCCUGGGGCCAGGGGAUGGGCAACGGACGUUUGUGUACCGAUAAGCAAGCUCCCGGACCUGGUGUACGAAACGAAGAAGGAUAUUAAGGACUCGGGUCUGACGUCUCACAUCGUUGGACACGUUGGGGAUGGCAAUUUCCAUGCGCUGCUGCUCUUCCGUGACGACGCCGAGCUGGCAGUUGUGCGCGACGUUGUCCACCGGAUGGUUGAGCGCGCAAUCGCGCUCGACGGGACAUGUACGGGGGAGCAUGGCGUCGGCAUGGGCAAGAAAGAGUACCUAUACGAGGAGCUUGGCGAGGGUACUGUCGAGCUCAUGAAGGCGAUCAAGCGCACGAUCGACCCGCUGAACUUAUUCAACCCCGGGAAGCUUUAUCCCGAAGAGAAGGAUUCAAAACACCCGAGACCCUGAUAGAGGGGAUGGAUGGGCUCGGAGUGCUGGAUGGGAUAGAUGCUCUUUGCUUGGAUCUAGGGUAGAUGCUCUCUAGGAAUAUACCAAAGGUACGCGUGGCCUUUUCAUGGACUAUUAGUCGUGAGCACCUUGGCAGUGCAUAGAAG
Messenger RNA from Gloeophyllum trabeum ATCC 11539, 1648 nucleotides. RefSeq lists its product as uncharacterized. The record is from RefSeq and is a predicted model, not a curated record. Gene Ontology annotation, biological process: lactate catabolic process. NCBI's taxonomy places the organism in Eukaryota, Fungi, Basidiomycota, Agaricomycetes, Gloeophyllales, Gloeophyllaceae. Gene Ontology annotation, molecular function: D-lactate dehydrogenase (NAD+) activity; D-lactate dehydrogenase (cytochrome) activity; FAD binding. Gene Ontology annotation, cellular component: mitochondrion. The transcript is spliced from 14 exons. Bases 270 to 1502 code for a protein of 410 amino acids.